AUGCCCAAUCCAUUCGCCACUCUCUCUCGCCGUGCGCGCCAACAGGAGGUGCGCCGGCAAGCUCGUGACGAAGCCAUUACCGGCAUUGAUCGAACAUACAAGCUCCUUGAGUUAUACCCUCAGAUGCGUAUCGAGCCGACACAAUACGAUACUCUUGGGGUCAAAUGUGAGCUGCUCGCCCUCAACGAGGAUAGUGAUGAUCCCAGACCUUCCGAUUCUCCCACCGACGAACCUACAUUUUUCCUCCCACGCAAGGUCCCUGAGGUGGGUAUCAAUUCCCCCAGGUGCGAGCGAUAUGUCAGUUACCUCUCCCAAUGCUGGGGAGAAGAUGCAACGAUCCAAAUGUCUAGAAGCUUUACUACGCAAGCGUGGGAGUUGUGGGGCCGUAUCGAGAAUAUGUUCGUGCUCUUUCGACGCCAUGAAGAGCCUCCACUGGACGAGGGAGAUAAGCGCUCUUUAUGUCGAAUCGCCCAGUGGCUGCCAAGUAAUGGCUUGUCAUCCUUGAUCGCCGAAAAGUUCGAGCCUACAAUUUUGUCAUCAAGAGCGUGGACCCCAAUCACUGGCUAUGUGUCGCGAGAAAAGUCAUCCGCUAUAAAAAAUACUCUCCCUCAUGUUCUGAUCGUCAUCCAUAUUAGGGGAAGAGCCCUCGGGUGA
Molecule: messenger RNA, 654 nt
Organism: Penicillium psychrosexuale
Lineage: Eukaryota; Fungi; Ascomycota; Eurotiomycetes; Eurotiales; Aspergillaceae
Exons: 2
Coding region: 1-654 (217 amino acids)
Source: RefSeq, a predicted model, not a curated record